Molecule: messenger RNA, 1831 nt
Organism: Betta splendens (Siamese fighting fish)
Lineage: Eukaryota; Metazoa; Chordata; Actinopteri; Anabantiformes; Osphronemidae
Exons: 3
Coding region: 385-999 (204 amino acids)
Source: RefSeq, a predicted model, not a curated record
AAGGCUUACUUUAUUUGUUGAUGAGACACGUCCGGUGCAACACUUUCACAUUAUUUAGUAGCCAUUAAGAAACAUAAUCAUUUUACAGGGUUCAUAGUGUAAAUUGUGUUUUGUGUGUUUAUUAGUACAUCAAAACAAUUAGGCUGUAAUUAUUUCAAAUGUAGUCAUACAUCAAUUAGAGUCGCAAUCCCGGAUGUUAUUUUAUUUACAGGACAACACCCAGGGCAUAGUUUAUCAACUAAUCCUAUUUUAAAAUUCAUCAGUCUGGGAACUCCCCCUUGCUUCUGUCUGGCUCUCCUCCCCCUCCUCAUUCCUCUAUACUUCAGAAAUCUGAGCAGAUCCAGAGGAAAGUGAGUGUACAGUCUCCUGAUAGUCUCCUGGAGUAUGAAGGCCAGCCUGGUGCUACAUGUGUUUCUUGUGGGACUUUGCCAGGCUCAUCCUCCACCAGACAGGACGAAGCAGACAGAUGGGGUCCCCGUGUCCCAGCUCAGGAUGCUCUCGCUGGGACUGGCUCGCCUCCUGCAUGGGGUAGCGGAGACCGCUGCGCAGAUGGAGCGGCAGGCAGAGCACGUGUUGGCAGGGCUGGACCGAGCCACAAAUAGUCUAGAAAGUCUGCGCAAGCAAAGUUUACAAGCUGGACGGACUCACAAGCAGGUGAGGACGGACCUUCAGAUCUUCAGCGCGAAGGGGGACAGUCUGCAGAGAACGGUCAGAGACCUGCAGGAGAGGCUGGAGGACCUGGAGAAGGAGCAGGGAACCAUGCAGUACUGGACCAACUGGAUCCAUGACAAAGUGAGGAGCCUGACUCAGCCUGGUUCAGCAGCUCAGGCUCAGAUCAACACAAACUCUAUAAAGAAUAUCAUGGAUAAACAGGCCAAGUGGCUUGACAGCCUGACCUCUGAGGUGUCAGCGCGAGACAGACUGAUCAACAGGCGCCUGCGGCUCAUCAAGCAACUGGAAAAACGGGUAGACUAUCACUCCAGACAGUCAUCUGUUUAAUGGACAACAAGGAAAUAACUAGGUUCCCCCUAGGUUACUAUCCAUGACUGCUGUCAUUACUACUGCAGUAGUAGUACAGUAGCAGUUAGAGUUGUGGAUGCCGAGCACAGGGCAAUCUUUGAUUUCCACAGUGAAAUGGUUUAGGAAACUUUGUGUUUUGUAAUGUUGUCAAAAAGGUCAUUUUUGCUGUAGGAAAAUCAUCACCAACGUUUAUGAUAAUAUUCCGCUUGUAAAAGGUUUUCAGCUGAUAUAAACAUAAGAGGUGUCUACUGGUAAGUUCAAAUAGUCCAUUUUGUGACAUUUUUGGACUAUGAUUAAAAAUAUGUUUCUAAGCAAAAGCAAGUUCAACAAGCUGGUUUUCACAAACAACAUUUUUCCUUAAAAUGUUGCGAUGCAGUAGUUUUGGUUUGGAUCCUGCAUCCGUCAGUCAUAUUGUACAUUACUCCUACAGUUUCUGGACAAACAUUAUUGGCUUUGUAAAUUUCCCACGUGUUUGUGUGAGUUUGUUCAAAGUUUCUACCAGCUCAGAGGACAGACGUGUCCGAUGAGACCAGCUGCACCAACACAGUCACAAUAAACAACUGUGGAUCUACUAAAAAGAAAUAGUUUGUAAAUGCACAUUAAAAACCUAGUUAAUAACAAAAAAUGUAUUAUAGCUUAUCACAUACAACUACUGGGAAUGCCAUCAGUCCUCAACAGCAGAGCGGAGAGCAGAGGGUUGUGUUGUGGCUCUGACCGACACAAUAUUAUGGUUAGAGAUGGUGGUAAAAUGUUGUGUAAAGAUAACAUGUUCAUACACACCCAAAUAAACUGCAAUUGGUGUCAACCCACA